Messenger RNA from Cydia fagiglandana, 943 nucleotides. It is a transcript of the gene Pfdn4, whose product is annotated as probable prefoldin subunit 4. Lineage: Eukaryota; Metazoa; Arthropoda; Insecta; Lepidoptera; Tortricidae. The transcript has 3 exons. Gene Ontology annotation, biological process: protein folding. The record is from RefSeq and is a predicted model, not a curated record. Gene Ontology annotation, cellular component: cytoplasm; prefoldin complex. Bases 134 to 541 code for a protein of 135 amino acids.
AGACGUCAAUGCGUCAAACUUUAUAUUUAUUUCAGAGGUUACUUUAUACUUUUGAUUUUCGAAACGAGUAAAUCCUGUGAAAAUUUUACUUAGAAGAACCUCGAUCGGCCAGAUCAAUACUUCAUUAAGCACCAUGGCCAAUUCAGGGAAAGGAACAUUUCAACCGGAUUCUGACGUCCAUAUUUCCUUUGAAGACCAACAAAAAAUUAACAAAUUUGCGCGGCUAAACGCUAAAGUUGACGAUUACAAAGAUGAGCUGAAAGUGAUACAAAACGACAUGAAGAAUUUAGAGGAAGCUGUCGAAGAGCUGGCUCUUGCCGACGACAGCGAGAAGAUUCCUUAUCUUGUUGGAGAAGUAUUCAUUUAUCAGAGUCUUCAAGACACCAUGAAAUCAUUAGAAGAAUCGAAACAGAAAAAAGAAAAUGAAAUAGCUGAAUUAGAGGCAAAAUGUGAGGAACUCAAGUCUCAAAUGGCUGAACUGAAGGCACACCUUUAUGGAAAGUUCGGCAGCCAUAUUAAUUUGGAAAAUGAGGAGGAAUGACAAAUCAAGUGCAAUAUUCAGAUUUUGAAACAAAACUAACACAGCAGUGUCACAAUUUUUAUUUAAUAAGAUACAUAUUAUUAUGACUUGUACAACAGUAACUAGUAGGUUAAGUCAGACCAUAAAAAGUCUGCAGCGAUUUUGAUAGCCCACGCAGUGCAAGUGUCAUUUUAAAUGUCAAACUUCUAUGAAAUUAUGACAUAUACAUAACACUUACACUGCGUCGGCUAUCAAAUCCGCUGCAGACUUUUAUUGGUGCGACUAUUCAAAUGUUCUUACAAGUUGUAUGAAAUGCCAGGUGUUCACUGCAGCCUCAAAGUUAUGAAUCAACAUGUUUUUUAACCUUGCAAAGAUAUUUAAAUAACCAAUUACUUAAUGCUUAAAUAAUAUAAGUUUCGAAUA